Salvia splendens (bonfire salvia) is the source of this 649-nucleotide messenger RNA. Its product is annotated as EPIDERMAL PATTERNING FACTOR-like protein 2. The record is from RefSeq and is a predicted model, not a curated record. The transcript is spliced from 3 exons. The coding region runs from base 217 to 609 and encodes 130 amino acids. Lineage: Eukaryota; Viridiplantae; Streptophyta; Magnoliopsida; Lamiales; Lamiaceae. Gene Ontology annotation, biological process: guard cell differentiation; stomatal complex development.
UUGAAAAGGUUGUUUCCCUUUUGGGAGGGUUGUUUUCUCACUUCACUUUGCAGAACACCCUUUUGUCUUGAAACUUCAAUCAUUGAAGUAAUUGAAUUAAAUCAUUUUUUUUCUUUUUAUAUUCUUGUUCAUUCUUUUCUCUACUAAAUCCAUCCCUUUAAGAAGUUGAGUUUGUGCCCUUCUCUCUCUAGCUUUCUCUCCCUCAAAAAAAUUUCAAUGGCAUGCAUGAAAUUCAAAUAUCUGCUGGCAUUGGAGUUUUUGUUAUUACUAACUUUGAGUCCACUCCAUUUCAUGGUUGAAGGAAGACAAAUCUCCAAACUGUCUAAUGAUCUCACAAUGAAAAUAAGUGAAGAAAAGGUGCUCAAAAUGAGGCUAUUGAUAGGAUCAAAGCCUCCAAGAUGUGAUGGUAAAAAACGUAAAUCUUGUGGCAAUUGCGAGGCAGUUCAGGUUCCAAUUGUGACACCAAAGAAAAUCAUUUUCCAAAAACAAUUAUAUUCUCCAAGAAUUAAUAUUAUUGCAUAUUCAAGAGGAGAUUACAUUUCGAAUUAUAAGCCAAUGUGUUGGAAAUGUAAAUGUGGAGAUUUAUAUUUCAGCCCUGGAGAGGCCUAAGAAAUCCAACAUCUAUAAUUUUUGUAUUUUAAUUAUGUUU